GUUCCCAUGGCAACAGCCUCCCUUGGUUAACCAGCCAGGGCAGACAGGGCUGCUGGCAGAGGUGGGGAGUGGUAAUUCCACCUAACCUGGGUCAGUGACCCCUGAAACCCCACGUGGACCACCUUAGGACAAGAUUGCAGUGUCUGCCCCUUCUCCUCUGGGAAGGGGGGUCUUUUGUGCCGGCUGUUGGGGGAGAGCGUGUGACCAGGCCACGUGACCUGAUGCAGAUUUAAAAGUCCGUCUUACCAGCAAGAAUAGCUCCAUAGAAACUGCUUCCUUUCACCCGGCCAACCUUUGCCUCCCUGUAAUGUGUCCUCCUUGGCCUGGCUCAGUCAUCUGGAGACGCAUACCAAAUGCAGAGAGACACAGAACGAGCAGCUCAGCUGAGCCCUUCUUCCGAAGAUGAAGCCUUAGUUUUGAGGCAGAAGCCGUUAGAGAUGCCAGCCCAAGAGGAGGACAGUACCACUCUGCAGCAGUGGAAAGCACGACAGCUGCAACGCCUGGCUGAGGAGUUAAAGGCAGAGUGGCAGGAGGCCCGGCUGCAGCAGGUCCGACAGGCUGAACGCCUCUAUUUAUCCCACCUGUUGGACGAGGCAGCUGAGCGGAGUGUGGGAAACGAUUCCAGCGUGCAUGAACAGAACCAGAGAAGAACAGCAAAACACACGAGGGCUAAAGAGAGAAGCCGAGCAGCAUUCAGAGAGGAGCGGGGCCGCAGGGAGGAGCACCCCAGGCAGCACCCCAAGUCCCGGAAAAAGGCACCAUGCUCAGAGAGACGCAGUUCUGCCAAAGCCCGGAGCCCAGCCUCUGGUGAGAAGGGUAAAAGGAGACGGGUGUCUUCAAGUAAGAACCACGGUGGCUACCAGGGCCCUCGGGUGACCAGAAGGGUAGGUGUGGCAAAGCUCAACCCAUUCUUUGAUGGAGACACUGACUGCAUGGAGGACGUGCAGAAGGAAUUCCUCCGGGAGGGGAGGCGGCCCUCGGCAAAGGGGACUCACAACCUCAGGGACCAGAGCCUACAGGGCAAAACAACAGCCCUAACUCAGCCCUUGCUCCUCGGCCCCACCUGCAAACAAGAGGCUGCAUCCCAGGAGCCCCCAAGCAAGUACAACAAGAAUCUGUGGCACAAAGAAAUCGAAUCUACCUUUGAAGAAUUGUUUAACACGAAUAGGAAGCUGAAGAAGCAUUUGAAUUUGCACCUGGAACAGAGGCUCAAGGCAGACCAGAAUCCAGAUGAGCAGCAGAGCUACUCAGAGAUUCGGAGUGAGAACUUUGGCACCCCAAGAGAGGAGAGGACGGAGGAGGUAGAAAUCACCGAGGAGUCUGGGAGCCCAACCGAGGUGGAGACCACUGAGAUGUGGUCCAAAAUCAAUCUGAAACAGAUACUGAGUGACACAGAGUACCCCAGAUACCAACAGAUAGCAAAGUACCCAUUAAAGAGUGAAAGCCUAGUGCCUGUCAAGGCAGGAACAUCUAGAGAACAAGAUGACUUACUCUCACUAAGCCCAGAGUCAGGACAGGAGCCACCCAAGUCACCUUUGUUGGAGGACGAAAGCCUCAAGCCUUACCUGCAGAAACAGGCAGACUCUGUAGCAAGCUGGAUGGCUUUGAGGCAAAAGCAGAAGGCAGAGUUGGAGCAGAGAAGGCAAAAGACACUUUUGGAGCUGACAGAACACCCCAACAUGAGCUUGGAGAUCCACUACAAGGCUGAGCUGGAGGAAGAACGCCGGGCGCGUAGACGGAUGCGCUUGGCUCUCCUCAAAUCUAAUUCCACUGGGAUCUGUGCCCUGCCCUCUGACCGAAACAACCUGUCCCUGGACAACGGCCUUCUCGAUGAGGACAAACAGAACCAGAUGAUUCGUGACCUCCAGCAGCAGAUCUUAGAGCAAAACAAGUUACACCAGGAGUUUUUGGAAAAAGCCAGGAAACGCUUGCAAGAGUUUCAAAAAUCAUUUUAAAAGCAGACCCACCCAUGAUAAAUACAUCCCUGAUGGCUGCUUUGCCUGCACCAUGCCUGUGUGUCUCUUAAGUCUCUUUGUUUCCCAUCCCAGCAAAUGCCUUCAUGCAGAAGCAGGUUCCCCAUGGGGUCCAGAGAGUGAGUCUAGCCGGUGUUCUACAGUCUGGUUUUAUAGUCUAUGGGGACUCAUGGAAACCCCAGGUAAAAUAGAUUCUUCAGAUGGUUUACCCAAACACUGGGCUUCCUGGGGCAUUUGGGGUUAGACGGGCACAGUUUCAAAAGAUACAUCAUUG
This is a messenger RNA of Mus caroli (Ryukyu mouse), 2247 nucleotides long. It is a transcript of the gene Cep295nl, whose product is annotated as CEP295 N-terminal like. Gene Ontology annotation, biological process: regulation of centriole replication. NCBI's taxonomy places the organism in Eukaryota, Metazoa, Chordata, Mammalia, Rodentia, Muridae. The record is from RefSeq and is a predicted model, not a curated record. Gene Ontology annotation, cellular component: centriole; cytosol; centrosome.